AUGCCAACUGGUACAUUAGAAGUUUUUAUUGCUGAAGGACGCCAUCUUAAAGAUCGUGAUAUUAUCGGUAAAAAUGAUGCAUAUGUAGAAGUUUAUUUAGAAAAAAAAUAUAAACAACGUACAAAAAUCAUCAAAAAUACCAAUGAUCCAGUAUGGAAUGAACGAUUUACAUUUAAUAUUCAUAAGGGUGAUGAUACAAUUCACUUUGAUGUAUAUGAUGAUGAUCUCAUUGGUAGAGAUUCAGUUGGAAGUGGUAAAAUUAAAUUGAAACAUGUUUUUGAUGAUGGUAAAUUUGAUGAAUGGAUCAAAUUACCAGCUAAAUUAGGUCUCUCAUCUCAUGGCGAAAUUCAUGUCAUUAUGAAUUUUACACCUAUAACUAUAAAACCAAUAGAAAUACCCGAUGAUAAAGAAAAUUCAAACGAUCAUGCUCAAAUUCGGACUAAUAUAAAAUCUGGUAGUCAAUCAGCUCAUGCAUCUAGCAAAUCGCGUUCAAUAAUUGAUUAUGAACAACCAAAUCGGAAUAUAAUAACAGUUCAUGGAGUACGACCACAUCACAAUUAUACAACAGAUUCAACUGCUUCAAUACCAAUUAUUAAUCAUAAAAAAGACGAGAAAAAACCUUUAUCAAAAAUGACACGUCCAAGUUCGAGAACAUUGGUAGUAAAAAGUACUCUUCAAGAAUUUCGUCAAUAUCCUGAACGAUUUUUAAGUAAAACAAAUCGUUAUUUACCAUUACUUCGUCAUCAAGCUGUGAAAACAACUGAAUCCAAUAAAUGUCAUACAAAACAAGAAAAAGAACAUACACAAUUUUCAUCAUCUAAUUCACAUCAUUCUAGUGAAACAAAUGUAACAUUUGAUGAUGAAUCAUUAUCUCUUAUUGAAGAAGUUAAAGAAAGAAAAUCUGAUAUUGAUUCUCAUAUAUCCGAUUUGAUUAAUCAUGAUCAUAGACAAUCAAAAGAAGUUGAUAAAUUAAAUAAAAUCGAUUUAAUGAAAACAGUUAGUGAUGAUAAAUCUGAACGUAAAUUAGCAUUAUUACGUCUUCGUGAUCGUGAAUAUAAUCAUUUACAAACAUUAAUUCAUUCAAAUCGUAUUGAUCAUAUUCUUAAACCAUUAUCAUCAAUUAAAACUAUUGAAAAUCAAUCACGAAAAACAAUAAAUCUAAAUUAUAUUUUAAAUUCUAUGGAUUCAUUCUAUUGUUCGAAAACGCUUGAUAAACAUAAACGAAAACAAAUAUCGAUAGAUAAAAAUCCAUCGAAAUUACCUAUUUUAAUAUCUUGA
This is a messenger RNA of Rotaria sp. Silwood2, 1278 nucleotides long. Lineage: Eukaryota; Metazoa; Rotifera; Eurotatoria; Philodinida; Philodinidae. The record is from the annotation of a GenBank genome assembly.